Molecule: messenger RNA, 879 nt
Organism: Fraxinus pennsylvanica
Lineage: Eukaryota; Viridiplantae; Streptophyta; Magnoliopsida; Lamiales; Oleaceae
Source: the annotation of a GenBank genome assembly
AUGUUCAGCCGCAAGAGUAAUUGUCAGAGUGAUCAGGAGAGUGGUGAGCUGCAGCAUGAACACAAGGUCAACGAGCUUAAAUAUGCUCUGGGACCACUUUCUGGUCGUAGCUUGCAGUAUUGCAGUGACGCGUGCUUGAAGAGAUAUUUGGAAGCCCGGAACUGGAAUGUGGACAAGUCAAAGAAGAUGUUGGAGGAGACAUUGAGAUGGAGAUCUGCGUAUAAACCUGAAGAAAUUCGUUGGCCUGAAGUUGCAAUUGAAGGUGAGACAGGGAAGGUAUACAGAGCUAAUUUUCAUGAUCGUCAUGGCAGGACCGUUCUUAUACUAAGACCAGGAAUGCAGAAUACUGUAUCAAUAGAUAACCAGAUGAAACAUCUGGUUUAUCUCAUAGAAAAUGCCAUACUCAAUCUUCCAGAAGGUCAAGAACAGAUGGCAUGGUUAAUAGACUUCACGGGAUGGUCUUUAAGCACCAAUGUCCCCAUCAAAUCUGCUCGAGAUACUAUCAAUAUACUACAAAAUCAUUACCCUGAAAGACUAGCUAUAGCAUUUUUAUACAACCCCCCGCGCAUAUUUGAAGCAUUUUGGAAGGUUGUAAAAUACUUUUUGGAUGCAAAAACAUUCCAGAAGGUGAAAUUUGUAUACCCAAAGAAUAAAGACAGUGUGGAACUCAUGCGAUCCUAUUUUGAUGUGGACAAUCUCCCAGCUGAGCUUGGAGGUAAAGCCACACUGCAGUACAACCACGAGGAAUUCUCGAGGCAAAUGGUGCAGGACGAUGUAAAAGCUGCUAAGCUAUGGGGUUUCGACCAGCCCCAAUCCAACAGCUGUGGAGGAGCUGAGGUGUCUCCAGAACCUGAGUACCUUGCUCCACCAGUCAGCUAA